GUGAAACGAACACAGACACAGACCAGGAAAUAAUUUCAGUCACUACGUGGAAAGACACACGGACAAAGCGCAGUCUGUCUGUGGGAGAAACCCACCGAAGAACCUCUGUGACAUCUGGAGGCAGUGGACGCAGCGACACGCAGUGUGUGCAGACUGGAGGUUUCAAAUUUCCACAUCACAGUUGUGAAAGUUUCAUACUGAACCAUGGCUGGAUCCAAAAUGCUGUUUUAUGGUCAUAAAUCCUGCAGGUACCUUCAGGAAAAUCUCAUUCUGAAGAUGCUGAGCAGCUGAUAGUUUGUCAUCAGAGGAGACUUUGAGGCUGAUGUGUCAUUGGCGUUUGGUCUGUGUGCAGAACUCACAGGAGUCAGGAAACAUGGCUUGUACAUCAGAGUCCGCCUUAAAUUAUGUCAGUAGAGCCAGAAGGCACCUUGUCAGAGAACUACAGAAUCUCUCUGUGAUUCUGGAGAACUUGUAUCAGAAAGGAGUUCUCAGUGAUGAGGAGGUCAGCAAAAUACAGACAGAGCGUGAUGACUUCGAUAGAACCAGAAAAAUCCUGGACAAGGUCAUAAAAAAGGGGGAAGCAGCCUGCUAUGAGUUACUCAGAAUUAUUGACGUGACGAGGAAGAGGACUUUAGAAAGGCCGGCUCCUGUCCCUGAGAAAAACACUGGAGCUUCCACUGGAACCCAGAAGUUUGACCUGCACCACUGGAUCAGCUGCUUUUCUUUCAAGGAAGAAACACAAAUGGAUGUGGACUACCUGCAAGGCCCAAGACCGUGCCACAGAUAUCAGAAAAAGUUGAAGUUUAAAGCACAAAAUUAUCUGAAGAGUUUUGGAAUGCAAGUAAAAAACUGUUUGAAGACAAAAGGAGGCCUGAUCUGUCAUACACCUCACUUGUAUUGGAUACACAGAAAAGCCCAUCUCCAUCUAAAAUCAAGAAAUGGAAGAGAAGGAAAAGUAAGAUGAGUCGACCUAAGAAACUGAGGACAUACAUCCCUGAGGACAAACCAGAAAUUUCCCCCACUGACCUUCUGAAAACACAGGAAGACAUCCUCUUGGUCGGGAAGCCUGGAAUUGGAAAAACAGCAGUCGUUUGUGAAAUGUUGAGACUGUGGGCAGAAAAGGACAACAAGGAGUUAGAUUACAUGUUCUACUUUGACAUGAGGGAAAUGUCCCAAACCACACCAGCUAUGACCCUGGAGGAUCUUCUUUUUAAUAGGUUCAGUGAACCAGAUGUAGGCGUGGAUGAGGUUUUACAGGACAUAAAGAGUAACUCUGAUAAUGUUAUCAUCAUUUUUGAUGGCAUCACAGAUCUGUCUCUAUCAGUGGUGCAGAGGCUUGUAGAGAAAGACCUACUACCUGAUGCAAAGAUCAUCAUAACCUGCAGACCAGAUGAUGAGGAAGACUUCUUCUCUGAGGACUGUCUCAGAGUGGAGGUGAAAGGAUUUAGUGAGCAGACCAUAAAGUCCUACUUAUCUGCAACACUCUGCGAUGCACAGAAGGUUUUGAGCAGCUUGGAGUUGCUGACUCUUUGCCAUGUACCAAUGUAUGCUCUGAUGGUGGCUGCCUGCUCUUCAUCAGAACACUCUCCACAGCCAUGCACUGUAACAGAAAUCUACAUUGACAUUGCUCGUUACUGCCUUCAGAUAAACAGCAAGAAAACAAAGAACAAAGAGCUAAACACCUUCAUCAAAACCAAGAGAGAAGAAAUACUGUCUUUGGCUGGAAUAGCUUUUCAUGCAACUCAGGGGAAAACUGUGAGCCUGACUGAAGUGCCCUGUAAAGACAGCUGUGUCCUUUCCUUCCUGAAACCACUUUUUAUCAAAGUCAGCCGAACUGAAACAGAAACUAGACACGCAUUCCUCCAUUACACACUGCAGGAGUUCUUUGCAGCCGUGUGGUUCUUAAAGAGUCCUGAUAAAAUCAGGAAUGUUUUUCAGCAGAGCCUCACUGAGGAGAUGAAACACAUGAAACAUUUGAUCCCUUUCAUGUGUCGACUGUUGAACAAGAAGAGCCCAAGUUGGAUGAAGUGUCUGAUUCCAGUUGAGGAGCUCAACAAAACAUCUGACUGGUUCUUCAAGGAGCUCAUAACCACAUUAGUCCCAGAUGUGGUUGACACUGAAGACAGUGGGCUUGAUGUCGACACGUUGUUCUUAUGCCAGUGCUUGUAUGAGUCCCAGAGUCCAGAGGCAUGCAUCUACCUUCUAGAGAAACUGGACUACCGUCUUGACCUCUGUGGAGAGAGUCUUGAUCCUUACCCCUGCUGUGCUGUGGCCUAUGUGGUCAGUCAGUCUAAGGAACGGAAAAUAUGGUUGAACCUUGAUGAUGUCACGAUAUCAGAGAAAGGAAUGAGACAACUGUUUGGAUGCCUUCAAAAUGUCAAAUGGUAUGAGUGUGACCUUUUGCCACAGCAGCUGUGGAAGAUUUUCCUUCUCAGUGAAGAACAGAUGGACUUUGGAAGCUUACUUGGCCUUGUUGAAAAUCAGCUGCACCUUCCAGUGGAGGGUAAAAAACAGCUGUUUGAAAGAGCUGUGGAAGUCAUGAAGAGGAUGACAACAAAGGUCAAUAUCUGCCUCUACUGGGACAGAGAAACUCCUGUCUGCCAGAGUCUCUGUGAGUCCCUAAUAGAGGCUUUGCCAUACAUCAGCUCACUCAGGUAUGUAGCUUUAGUCUAAUAGAGAUUUCAUGUUUUAACCCAUCUGUCAAUGUUGGAAUGUAAGUCCUUCUGUCUAGAGUUGUCCUCACACCAAUCAUGUCACAACAAUGGUGCUUUUAAUAAGUUGACUUAAUCAUGUGGUUUCAAGUAGGGAUGCAACAAUCCACAUUUUUUCACUUCGAAUCCAAUUCCGACACCUGAAUUUGAAAAUCUGCCAAUACUGCUACUAUUCCGAUACCAGAGCUCUGCUUGCUUUGAUAUUAUUAUAAUUAUAGUUGAUUUUAUAUGAGACUGUAAUAAACUCCUCUCUACAAGUAAGUUUGAUAUUGAUUUGUGAAUGCUACAAGAGCCAGUAGACUUAAUUUGUGCUGAUCAG
Acanthochromis polyacanthus (spiny chromis) is the source of this 3030-nucleotide messenger RNA. RefSeq names its product NACHT, LRR and PYD domains-containing protein 12-like. NCBI's taxonomy places the organism in Eukaryota, Metazoa, Chordata, Actinopteri, Pomacentridae. Bases 961 to 2673 code for a protein of 570 amino acids. Gene Ontology annotation, molecular function: ATP hydrolysis activity. The transcript is spliced from 6 exons. The record is from RefSeq and is a predicted model, not a curated record.